Telopea speciosissima is the source of this 979-nucleotide messenger RNA. Its product is annotated as RWD domain-containing protein 1-like. Gene Ontology annotation, biological process: cytoplasmic translation. Bases 2 to 736 code for a protein of 244 amino acids. Gene Ontology annotation, molecular function: protein binding. The transcript is spliced from 11 exons. Lineage: Eukaryota; Viridiplantae; Streptophyta; Magnoliopsida; Proteales; Proteaceae. The record is from RefSeq and is a predicted model, not a curated record.
UAUGGAAUCUCAAAACUACGCUCAAGAGCAGGAGAUGGAACUUGAAGCAUUGCAAGCCAUACUUAUGGAUGACUUCAAAGAAAUUGCCUCUCAUGAGAGUGGGCUCAAUACAUCAAAUCGUUGCUUCCAAAUUAUUCUAUCUCCCCAGGAUGAUGAUGAUGCAGAUGAAUCAACAACCACUCCAGUUCAAUUGGCUGUAAUUUUCUCACAUACUGAAAAAUAUCCAGAUGAACCACCAUAUCUGAAUGUGAAAAGUAUACGAGGGAUACAGUCAGAGGAUUGUAAAAUUUUGAAAGCAAAGCUUGAGCAAGAGGCAUCUGAGAAUCUUGGUAUGGCUAUGGUCUACACACUUGUUACUUUGGCUAAAGAGUGGUUGAGUGAAAGAUAUUGUCAAGCUGGGGUUUUAGACACCGAAGAAGAAGAUGCAGCUAAAGAUGACAUAGUUGUACCACAUGGAGAACCAGUUACCGUUGAGACUUUUCUUGCAUGGAGAGAACGAUUUGAAGCAGAGUUGGCCCUAGAACGAGCGAAGUUGAUGCCGGAGUCUGCACUUGCAGCACCCAAGGAGAAGAAGCUCACAGGGCGACAGUGGUUUGAAAGUGGCAGAGCUUCUACGAAAGGUGCAAUGCCAGUCACUGAAGGGGGUGAAGAAGAAGAGGAGGAAGAUAUUGACUUCGAUGAUGAGGAUUUUGAAGAUGAUGAAGAUAUGCUUGAGCACUAUUUGGCAGAGAAAUGAGAAGACUCAUCAACCCAUUCUUCAAGGAGAGGCAACUGAAAAGAUGUGUUAGAAACAUUCAGCUUUCGGUUAACUAUAGUAUGCACCAGGAUUUAUUAUCUGGUAUUUAUGUGGGGUGAGUAGUCAAUAUGAAAGUUUUAUCGUUUCCCAUUUGGGGGAAGAACCAGGUAUUGUUACAUCAGAUUGAAAUUCCUACAUUGCUCUAAGCUCUAUUUGUUUCAAUUGAAAAAAGUUCCUGGAAAA